ACUUAGAGAAUGAUUACGAUGAUACAAUGUCAGAAAGUAUAUCUCAAACAAGCUAUGCAGAUACAUCAUGUGAAGAAAUAUCACAAAGCGAUAUAUCAAUUGCAUCUCAAGCAAGUUAUUCAUUAA
Messenger RNA from Cetraspora pellucida, 126 nucleotides. The record is from the annotation of a GenBank genome assembly. NCBI's taxonomy places the organism in Eukaryota, Fungi, Glomeromycota, Glomeromycetes, Diversisporales, Gigasporaceae.